CUUUGACGAGGCUUUCUUGAAUUAUGCUUUCAGUUGGUGGCCAUGAAGCUGUCACUGCCGGAAACAAAGUACAUUGUGCCGCCUCUCUUCUUGAAAGCGAGUUGAACGUUGAAGAACUUGGACUGACGUAAUUGCAUUCCUGCUCCUCGACAUCUCCCCAUGCCACCGCAGCUGCCCCGCACCCGAACCACGCCAACCGGACCCUGGCAACAAUGAAAGGAUGACGAGGACGGCGAGCUAGGGCCAUCGAUCGAAUAUAAGCCGGUGAUAUCCUUUGGCAAACUUCCCUCUGGGUUCAUUUUCAACCUGAACACCUCGUGGGGCGACACAAGAUUGGUUCAUCCGGUCAUACGUUGGUUGCUCUCCUCAGUUGGGUUCUAUCCGAGUCUUCCCUGGCUGAGAGCUCGCGUAUAAAACCACAAGGACAUAGCCCAUAAGGCGGACCAUGUCGGCGUGCAGAGCACUCCGGGCCAGCAAGGCUCUCGUGCGCUACUCUGCCGCUCGACUGACCAGACCGGUUGCGGUGCCCCUCGAAGCUCGCCGGCGGUUUGCGGUCUCUGCUCCUACCAUGUCGUCCUUCUAUCCCGACUGGGAGCCCGAUGGCCCUACGGUCAAGACCGAGAUCCCCGGCCCCCAGGCCAAGGCUGCCAUUGUCGAGCUCAACGAGGUGUUUGACACGCGCAGCUUGAACAUGCUUACCGACUACUCCAAGAGCACUGGCAAUUAUAUUGCCGAUCCGGAUGGCAACGUGCUGCUUGAUGUCUACGCCCAGAUCGCCUCCAUCCCGCUCGGCUACAACAACCCGGUUCUGCGUAAGGCCGCCCGGACCGACGCCAUGAUCAACGGUCUCAUCAACCGUCCCGCCCUGGGCAAUUUCCCUCCGGCCGAGUGGGCCGAGAUCCUCAGAACUGGAAUCCUCAAGGUUGCACCCAGCGGGCUCAACCAAGUCUUCACCGCCAUGGCGGGCUCCGAUGCCAACGAAACGGCCUACAAGGCCGCCUUCAUGUACCGACGGCAGCGCGACCGUGGCGGGCCCAACGUGGAGUUCACCGAGGAAGAGAUGAACAGCGCCAUGGUCAACCAAAGCCCCGGCGCCUCCAACCAGCUCUCCAUCCUCAGCUUCAAGACGGCCUUCCACGGCCGCCUCUUCGGCUCGCUCUCCACCACGCGCUCCAAACCCAUCCACAAGCUCGACAUACCCGCCUUCGACUGGCCGCAGGCCACCUUCCCCCAGCUCAAAUACCCGCUCGACGCCCACGCCGCCGAAAACGCCGAGAUUGAGCGCACCGCCCUCGACGAAGUCGAGCGCCUCAUCACCACCUACCACCUGCCGCCCUGCGCCGUCGUCGUCGAGCCGAUCCAGUCCGAAGGCGGCGACAACCACGCCACGCCGGCCUUCUUCCGCGGCCUGCGCGAGGUCACGCGCAAGCACGGCGUCCUGCUCAUCGUCGACGAGGUGCAGACGGGCGUCGGCGCCACGGGCCGCUUCUGGGCGCACGAGCACUGGGACCUGCACGACCCGCCCGACAUGGUCACCUUCAGCAAAAAGGCGCAGACAGCGGGGUACUACUUUGGGAACCCGGAGCUGAGGCCCAAUAAGCCGUACCGGCAGUUCAACACGUGGAUGGGCGACCCGGCGCGAGCCCUGUUGUUCCGCGCCAUCAUUGACGAGGUGGAGAGGCUGGAUUUGGUGAGGCACACGGCGCGGGUCGGCGAGUACCUGUACGAAAAGCUCGAGCGGCUCGCGGACAAGUACCCCGGGGAGUUCAGGAACCUGCGCGGCAAGGGCAUGGGCACCUUCAUCGCGUUUGACAAUCCGCGCCGGGACGAGUUUCUGGCCAAGGCCAAGACGUUUGGGGUCAAUAUUGGUGGGAGCGGGCAGAGUGCCGUGCGGCUGAGGCCGAUGCUCAUCUUUGAGGAGAAGCAUGCGGAUAUUUUGAUCGAUGUGUUGGAGCGGAUUGUUACGUCGUGGUGAUGUCUCCUGGGCUGAAAUUGGGGUGGUUGAUAGCAGGGGAUUGGAGGAACAUCGGGAGCUGGGGUUGGUGAUUUUUUUCAAGUGCUGAGGGGUGGGCGGCUUAGAGAGUGUUAGGUUUGCUAGGCUGGCAUAUGGGGUACUAUGCGCGUGGCAUGUAAGCAGUGAUAGUUGUGCUGGGGUUUCAACCAGCUCUUGCUGUUUCUGUAGCGGUCGUGAGAGUUUCGGCUGUAGGUAGUGAUGAUGUCUCUACCUCGGACAAAUCCAGGUUCUAAGUUGGCGUCUAUUUCAGCCAAAGCUCCC
This is a messenger RNA of Parathielavia appendiculata, 2275 nucleotides long. Its product is annotated as 4-aminobutyrate aminotransferase. Gene Ontology annotation, biological process: GABA catabolic process. The coding region runs from base 446 to 1975 and encodes 509 amino acids. Gene Ontology annotation, cellular component: mitochondrion. The transcript has 2 exons. NCBI's taxonomy places the organism in Eukaryota, Fungi, Ascomycota, Sordariomycetes, Sordariales, Chaetomiaceae. The record is from RefSeq and is a predicted model, not a curated record. Gene Ontology annotation, molecular function: pyridoxal phosphate binding.